Symbiodinium pilosum is the source of this 1587-nucleotide messenger RNA. The record is from the annotation of a GenBank genome assembly. Lineage: Eukaryota; Dinophyceae; Suessiales; Symbiodiniaceae.
AUGAUCGGCAAUUCUUGGCACCUCCCUACCUGUCGCUUUCUCUUGUUCGCAGUCCUGCUGGCCAAUCAGGCCAUUUCCUUGCAAGCCCUGGGACAGGACUCCCGGUACACACAAGUCCAGACCCCGCUUCUCGAAGUUCGCUUUCACCCGGACGGCUCUCGCCCGCUCUGCAGGAUGGCCUCGUUCUGGAGACGUUCGGGGAUCAACUGGGACCCCAAGGAGCCACGACAGCCUCAGCUCCAGCCCCCUGGCCGUGACGAGUUCGCCCACUUCCAAUGGGCCUUGUCCUUACAGUGGCUCGACCUCUUCCCCGUGAACCUUAACCGGUGUUUGCAGUGGGCCCUGGACAUGCAGCAACACAUGGGGGCAUCCCUACAACAGUGGCGAGACUCAGUUCGAGAGGACGUACAAGCUCUAGUUCGCGAGCUGGCAGAAGAGCAAGAGGCAUGGAUGUCAGCUGCUCCGGCCCAUGUCAUCCGUGUUUACAAACAAGGUACGGGCAGGAAUGUGGUGUCGCUCCUUGUGAUGGCUCACCUUUUGCAGUUGUUCGCUUUUCCAGAGUUCGAGCUCCUGGUUCGCGACCUCUUCCACAGCUUUCCCCUGCUGGGCCCGGAGACUCUUCGUUCGGAAGUCGAGGCCGAAGCCAAGAAGGACAGGUUCGUGGGUCCUUUCGGCACCGCGUGGCUCCGUGCCAACUCCAAAGAGGAAGGAGAUGUCCCGCCGUACGCCGGAACACAGACUGUGAUUUCCCAGCUGCGAUACGUGGCGACCACCGGCCAACCAAGGCUGUUUGCGGUCGACCAUGAAGGAGCGUACCGUAGCCUUCCGGUUCGCAAGCCCUCGGAAUGCUGCACCAUCCUGCCGGGAGACCCCGCCGCCGUCUGGAUGCACCAGGUCUUGCCUUUUAGCAGCUCGGGCAGCGUUUGGUCUUACAUCAGGGUCGCAGACGCCCUGUGCUUCCUGAGCAUAGUGCUGCUAUGGCUGGCAGCAGCCCACUUCGUGGACGACUUCUUCGGAUGCGAGCGCCUCGAGUCCGCCGACCACGGCUUCCAAGGCUUUCAGGGCAUCCGGGACUCCCUCACCUCAUGUGCAGCCGAGCCAGCCAAGCUCGCCGGUAAGCUCGGGUUCGCAACGUCUUGGAUGUUCGGUUCGGCCUACAUCUUCUGGUUGGAGAUGCUGGCUCAGGUGCUGGCGUUGCUCCGCAUACGGCCCCAGCCGGGGAGCCACGUCCUGUGCUUCUGCGACAACGUGGCAGCCGAGCACGCUCUCAGAAAAGGCUACUCCAAAGACGAGCGCUUCACCAAGGUCCUGGCUUGCUUUUGGUCGUGGGUGGCCGACAGGUCGCUUUCUCUCACCUUUCACAGAGUGUCCUCCAAGGAGAACUGCUCCGAUGGUGUCUCCCGGGACAACUGGCAGUUCGCAGACGACUGCGGCUUCGAGAAGCUCGAGGUGGACUUCCACAACUUCUACCAGUGGCUCACCACGCUGGACCACACCGACCUGGACGUCCUGGUGCCCACGUUCGCCCAGGCUGCUGACUCCGUGUCCGCGCACCAAAUUGGGGAACAGCGCGCGGAAGUGGCUUGA